AUGCCGCUAAGCCAAGGCCGGGCCGGGCCCAUAGAGGAGCCAGAGCCCACCGCAGCCCCGAGGCCUGUCCACAGACAGACCCACCGCAGCCCCGAGGCCUGUCCACAGACAGACCCACCGCGGCCCCGAGGCCUCUCCACAGACAGACCCACCGCGGCCCCGAGGCCUCUCCACAGACCCACCGCGGCCCCGAGGCCUGUCCACAGACAGACCCACCGCGGCCCCGAGGCCUCUCCACGGACCCACCGCGGCCCCGAGGCCUCUCCACGGACCCACCGCGGCCCCGAGGCCUCUCCACGGACCCCGCCGUCCACCCGCGCCGGGCAGGGGCGGAGGCGCCGGCCGGCGAGGUCUCCUUCUCCUCAGACGGCGGCGGGAGCCCAGUCUGGGCACAGCUUGGGAGCCGAAGCCAAACGGGGCCCGGCACGCGUGAGGCCCGGGUUCAACGCCGAGAACCGCGCGCGCGCGCACCUGACACGCGGUCCCGCGCUGCUCCCCCCGGGCCGCCGAGCUCCGGGCCGCCGAGCUCCGGGCCGCCGAGCUCCGGGCCGCCGGCGCAGGGCGCCGAGCUCCGGGCCGCCGGCGGAGGGCGCUGAGCUCCGGGCCGCCGAGCUCCGGGCCGCCGGCGGAGGGCGCCGAGCUCCGGGCCGCCGGCGGAGGGCGCUGAGCUCCGGGCCGCCGAGCUCCGGGCCGCCGGCGGAGGGCGCCGAGCUCCGGGCCGCCGGCGGAGGGCGCCGAGCUCCGGGCCGCCGGCGGAGGGCGCCGAGCUCCGGGCCGCCGGCGGAGGGCGCCGAGCUCCCGCCCCCCGGGCCCCGGGCCGCUUUACGGCCGUGCGCCGCUUUCCGGCAGCGUGGCGGAAGAGCCCCGUCGUUUAGCGCCAUUGUUUAG
Molecule: messenger RNA, 888 nt
Organism: Dipodomys spectabilis (banner-tailed kangaroo rat)
Lineage: Eukaryota; Metazoa; Chordata; Mammalia; Rodentia; Heteromyidae
Product: proline-rich protein 2-like
Exons: 1
Coding region: 1-888 (295 amino acids)
Source: RefSeq, a predicted model, not a curated record